Protopolystoma xenopodis is the source of this 903-nucleotide messenger RNA. NCBI's taxonomy places the organism in Eukaryota, Metazoa, Platyhelminthes, Monogenea, Polystomatidea, Polystomatidae. The record is from the annotation of a GenBank genome assembly.
AUGUACCAAACCCUUCUCGCUGACAUUGCUGCAACCCGUUAUUACAGUAAAGCUGCACAACCUCUGAUCAAUCUGCCUUAUCGUAGCACCCAUUCACGUCCCCUGACGGAUGACGGAGCGAGCACGCCAGAUGCUUCUGGUGUCGCCUGGCUUUCGUAUGUCACCCCGACUCUGCUGAAUUGUGACGACUCCUUCGCCAAUCGCUCGGACCUAGGCGAGAUUGAAGAUGACACUACUGAGGCCUCGGGGACUCUAGCAAGUCCGACGAUAUCCUAUGCUGCUUCGCCUACAGGGAAUAUUCUUGCCUUCGAUACUGGCACCACGAUUGAUGCAGCUCAAUUCCUCCUACCGGUGUAUGCGGAUGCAAGCGAACAAGCUCUUCCGGAUCUAUAUGAUAGAGUAGAUGGUGAUUUGUUCAUAGAUCUUGCCACUGCUCCUUUACAACUCUCAGCCCCUUAUUCGGAAGCUGAGAGCCUCCUUUCUUGGACUAAUGAAUCUAAGCUUGUGAGAGCGGAGGCAGAUGUCUCGUUGGUGACCAAAAAACAGAGUGAACCUGAGGAGUAUUGGGGAGAGAAAGCUGUAUGCACUGGAAUAUCAGCCCUAUUUUCAGGCAGGCAAACUAAUCUCUCUAUCGCCGCUGUCCAUGAGUUUUACCCAGAUGAAAAUCCAUCUUCACAUCGAGUUAUAACAGAUGACACUUUAACCUUUCACUCUUCAGUGGAUCAGGACGAAGAGCUUAAAGAGUUUCAGACCGUGCAAGAGGAAUCCACAUCCCUGACCCCUACCUCUGAUAAAGCAUCACUAAUCUUCAUUUCUGAAGCCAAUCAGCAUAACCAUUUUCUGGAGACUUCAUAUGAACUGCGUGAAGUCUCUCUAGAGAAUUGUACCUCAAUCACCAAAGCC